AUGGAAGAAGGGAAUCCCUUUGCUAAGGGAGUUGGAGAAGGUGUUUAUAGACUGACAGCAUAUUUCUAUUCUGUUCUAUUUUACUGCAAAUUAACUAAAUCAUCUUUUCCACAGCUGUAUGCCCCUCGGACUGUAGUUAACCUACAGCGAAAGAAUCCCACUAAGUCACUGCUCAGAGUGUCACCUCAAUUGGCUCAGCAGCUGCAUUUCCUCAGUUCUAUCUUCACCUUCACGACGUUUCCCUUGGUCAAAAAUUCACUAAGUCGUCUCCAUGUUCCAAGCAUUUGGCAAACAAUGGCAAGGCAGAGCCACCAGAAACGUAUAUCUGAUUUUCAUGAUAAAGACGGUAAUGCUGUAUUAGCUAGUGGAGACACUGUCUGUAUUGCUGUAUGGACAUAUGUAGCAACACAAAUCACAGUAAAAGGGAACCUGUCCGCUGUUGGCAGAGUCACCCUAAAGAAACGGAGAGAUCAGUAA
Molecule: messenger RNA, 477 nt
Organism: Gorilla gorilla gorilla (western lowland gorilla)
Lineage: Eukaryota; Metazoa; Chordata; Mammalia; Primates; Hominidae
Product: cytochrome c oxidase subunit 7B, mitochondrial-like
Exons: 2
Coding region: 1-477 (158 amino acids)
Biological process (GO): mitochondrial electron transport, cytochrome c to oxygen
Cellular component (GO): mitochondrion; respiratory chain complex IV
Source: RefSeq, a predicted model, not a curated record